CGGCCUUUGUCCUCCAGUGGCUGGGAGGCAGCUGCGGUGUCGGCGUCGCGGUGGGUGGCGAGACGCGGCGCGGCGAGCGAGCGAGCCAGCCCGGCGGCGGCCGGAGGAGCCGGGCAGGAGCGCGCGCAGAGAGCCGGUGCCCGCGCGCCCCAGGUGGCAGGAGCAGCCCGCACGCCGCUCUCUCUCCUGGAGGGAGCUGCAGUUGCAAUAUGACUCUGGAGGAAUUCGCGACUGGAGAGCAGAAGAUCGAAAGGAUGGAUAAAGUGGGGGACGCCCUGGAAGAAGUGCUCAGCAAAGCCCUGAGUCAGCGCACCAUCACUGUCGGGGUGUACGAAGCGGCCAAGCUGCUCAACGUCGACCCCGACAACGUGGUGCUGUGCCUGCUGGCGGCCGACGAGGACGACGACCGGGACGUGGCCCUGCAGAUCCACUUCACCCUGAUCCGGGCGUUCUGCUGCGAGAACGACAUCAACAUCCUGCGCGUCAGCAACCCGGGCCGGCUGGCCGAGCUGCUGCUGCUGGAGCCCAGUGCGAGUCCGGCCAGCGAGGGCGCGCAGCAGCCCCCCGACCUGCACUGCGUGCUGGUGACGAAUCCACAUUCGUCACAAUGGAAGGAUCCGGCCCUGAGUCAACUUAUUUGUUUUUGCCGGGAAAGUCGCUACAUGGACCAGUGGGUGCCAGUGAUUAAUCUCCCUGAACGGUGAUGGCAUCUGAAUGAAAAUCACUGAAGCAAAUUGCACUGAAGUUUUGAAAUACCUUUGUAGUUACUCAAGCAGUUACUCCCUACACUGAUGCAAGGAUUACAGAAUUGAUGUCGAAGGGGCUGAGUUCAACUACAUGUUCUGGGGGCCGGAGAGAGUGAUGACUUUGCAAGGUGGCAAGAGGUAGAAAAUGAAGAAGGAAGCUAUGUUGAAACCAGUAUAAGUCCAAAGGAACAAAAAUUACGAAGUACCAAGCAGGACGGAAAACAAACUCUCUUAUAAAUUUGGGGUGGCUGAGUUACAUUUAAAUAUACCAAAUAUGCUUUGUAAAAGGUUUCAAUGUGCCACAGGCAUUGGCGUCCUUUUGGCUUAUGUGCCCUCAAGUAAAAGAAAAACAAAAAGGGUUAAUCCUAUUUGACAACCAUAUUUUAUUAUUCUUUGAUGAGAUGUUCAUUCUCAAAGUUUUAUUAUAAAUCCUAAGUUAUUUUAUGAUGUGAAAGGUUAUUUAUGCUAUAAAUUUUUGAAACAUUAUACCUACAAUAAACUGGUUAUGGAUAAUUGCA
Molecule: messenger RNA, 1264 nt
Organism: Sorex araneus (European shrew)
Lineage: Eukaryota; Metazoa; Chordata; Mammalia; Eulipotyphla; Soricidae
Gene: GADD45A
Product: growth arrest and DNA damage inducible alpha
Exons: 4
Coding region: 210-704 (164 amino acids)
Biological process (GO): regulation of cell cycle
Cellular component (GO): cytoplasm; nucleus
Source: RefSeq, a predicted model, not a curated record